AUGCACCAAUCGACCCUCCCACACACCAUCCGUCCAUCCAUCCAUCAUGCACCAAUCGACCUACAGGCAUACCAUGCAACAUCCAUCCAUCAUGCACCAAUCGACCCUCCCACACACCAUCCGUCCAUCCAUCCAUCAUGCACCAAUCGACCUACAGGCAUACCAUGCAACAUCCAUCCAUCAUGCACCAAUCGACCCCCCACACCAUCCGUCCAUCCAUCCAUCAUGCACCAAUCGACCUACAGGCAUACCAUGCAACAUCCAUCCAUCAUGCACCAAUCGACCCUCCCACACACCAUCCGUCCAUCCAUCCAUCAUGCACCAAUCGACCUACAGGCAUACCAUGCAACAUCCAUCCAUCAUGCACCAAUCGACCCUCCCACACACCAUCCGUCCAUCCAUCCAUCAUGCACCAAUCGACCUACACGCAUACCAUGCAACAUCCAUCCAUCAUGCACCAAUCGACCCUCCAUCCAUCCGUCCAUCCAUCCAUCAUGCACCAAUCGACCUACACCAUACCAUGCAACAUCCAUCCAUCAUGCACCAAUCGACCCUCCACACACCAUCCGUCCAUCCAUCCAUCAUGCACCAAUCGACCCUACACCAAUCGACCCUUCCUGGGCAUACCAUGCAACAUCCAUCCAUCAUGCACCAAUCGACCCUCCACACAUCCAUCCAUCCAUCCAUCCAUCCAAAUCGACCUACACGCAUACCAUGCAACAUCCAUCCAUCAUGCACCAAUCGACCCUCCCACACACCAUCCGUCCAUCCAUCCAUCAUGCACCAAUCGACCUACAGGCAUACCAUGCAACAUCCAUCCAUCAUGCACCAAUCGACCCUCCCACACACCAUCCGUUCAUCCAUCCAUCCAUCAUGCACCAAUCGACCUACAGGCAUACCAUGCAACAUCCAUCCAUCAUGCACCAAUCGACCCUCCCACACACCAUCCGUCCAUCCACCACAUCCAUCCACCAUGCACCAAUCGACCUACAGGCAUACCAUGCAACAUCCAUCCAUCAUGCACCAAUCGACCCUCCCGUACACCGUCCAUACAUCCAUCUAUCAUGCACCAAUCGACCCUCCGUACAUCAUCUAUCCAUCCAUCCAUCCAUGCAUCAUGCACCAUUCGACCUACAGGCAUACCAUGCAACAUCCAUCCAUCAUGCACCAAUCGACCCUCCCGUACACCAUCCAUCCAUCCAUCCAUCCAUGCAUCAUGCACCAGUCAACCUAUAG
This is a messenger RNA of Haliotis rubra (blacklip abalone), 1236 nucleotides long. RefSeq names its product histidine-rich glycoprotein-like. NCBI's taxonomy places the organism in Eukaryota, Metazoa, Mollusca, Gastropoda, Lepetellida, Haliotidae. The transcript has a single exon. The coding region runs from base 1 to 1236 and encodes 411 amino acids. The record is from RefSeq and is a predicted model, not a curated record.